Gadus morhua (Atlantic cod) is the source of this 954-nucleotide messenger RNA. RefSeq names its product zinc finger protein RFP-like. NCBI's taxonomy places the organism in Eukaryota, Metazoa, Chordata, Actinopteri, Gadiformes, Gadidae. The record is from RefSeq and is a predicted model, not a curated record. Gene Ontology annotation, molecular function: protein binding.
ACACUGAACAUGGAUAUGAAGACGCUGCUUGAGGAUGUUGAACUGAAGAGGGUCCAGCAGUAUGAAGUAGAUGUGACUCUGGAUCCUGAUUCAGCUCUUCCCAAGCUCAUCCUGUCUGAGGAUGGGAAACAAGUCAUACGAGGUGUAAGGAAGAAACUCACAGACAACCCUAAGAGAUUUACAAAGUAUCUAUUUGUUCUCACGAGGCAGAGCUUCUCCUCAGGAAGAUUUUACUUUGAGGUCCAGGUUAAAGACAAGACUGUAUGGUAUAUAGGAGUGGCCAGAGAGUCCAUCGACAGAAAAGGUGAGACCAUAGAGACCCCUGAGACGGUUUACUGGACUCUUUACUACGACAAGGGUGUGUUGGUAUUUAAUGAUACCCCUGAUGUCUAUCUCCCUCUGAGAGCUGAGCUCCAGAAGGUGGGGGUGUUUGUUGAUUAUGAUGAGGGUCUGGUGUCCUUCUACGAUGUGGAAGCCAGGGUUCAUAUCUACUCUGCUACUGGAUGCACCUUUAGUUACCCUCUCUAUCCAUUCCUCUGUCCAUGUAACUAUGAUUAUGAAGGUACAAACUCUGCCCCCCUGAUCAUCUCACCUGUCAAUCAAACAGACUAGGACCUUUGUUUGAUAAUCAAGCAACCAAAACAACUAAUGUUGUUUCUUGAAUUAGAAUCUAUACAAUGUGAGAUCUGAGAGCUCUGCAUUCAUGUUGUACUGCUGGCAUUUAACAACGAGAGAUUCAGAAGGAAGUGAACGCUGAAUAUUAUAAAAUAUAACCCAUUGUAAAUUAUUAUAUAACAUUAUAUUCUUCAUUCUCAGUUUUCUCCAGUUUUUUUAAGUUUUACUGCUAUGCAAUUGUUAAUUGUUGCAUUUACGUAGAGCAUGGUUUGAGGAUUAAUGUGUCUGAAUCAUGAAUGACAAAGUAAUCAAAUGUAAAAACAUUAUGAUUUCAAUAAA